CCCACGCGAUCGCGUUGCUACCCAGUUCGCGAAACGGCGUCAGCGUUGACAAGCGCUUGUCGCCGUGAGUGUCUCUCUUUUCCAGCGUACCGUCGUCGUUGUCGUAUGCGACGGCAGGAAUGGCCAGCGCCUCGACGCUCUGUCUGCUGCUGGUCGUCGCAUUGGCGGAGUCGGGCGCUUCCACGCAGCGCAUGCUGCGGUCGUGGGUGAACCCGGGCUGCGACGAGCCGUGCCGCGAGCGAAACGUGACGACGCUCUACCUGAGAGCCGAUGGCCCGAACGACACCCUGCACUACCUGUGGGACUUCAUUGGCACCCCGUCGGUGCUGCUGGCGGUCACGGCGCCGUCCGCCUGGCUCAACAUCACCUGGGACGAUUAUCUCGCCAGAAGGCCGAACUCGCUCACUUUCUCGGAGAAGCCCGCCUACUCCUUCGGCGUGAUAAUAAACAAGAUUAUCGAAUUCAACGACGUAAACGACACGGCACUGAUCAACACUGCCGACGUCACUAAUACGAACGCUUUGCGUACCGAGUAUUUCAACUGGCAGCGCGUCUCCCUAACGCAAAAGAGCGAGUUCGUCUACCUGGAUAUGGAGGGUAACUCUUAUCACGAUACAGCUAAGAAUAUCAGCAGAUACGGGAGUAUAAAGCUUUCGCUCCGAGGAUUCUGCACCGUCGACCACGCGGACAUGGUGCCGCACAUGUUGCACACGGAGAAUUCUACGCAAGUGGACAUCAUCCUCGACCACUUGCAGACCAACCAGAGCUUUUACUACAGCAGAUUCGCCGUUGAACUGCUCGCGGUUGGCGGCGGCGAUCCAGAAAUACCAAUGUUCGUUGAUCCGAAAAAGAGUCUGGACGACGAGCAUACUCCAGGCAUAUUUGAGGUUGUCGAAGUUAGGACACCACCCUACAGAGAAUUGGACGGCGCGUUAAACACCGGAUCGUAUUUGCAAUGGCGACCGGUGUCGUACAAUAGCGCGUCGCGCGACGUAACCAGUUCCACGGAGACAGUCCAGUAUCCACCGAAACAAGUGUUCAAUCAUACGACCGCGAUCAAGAAUACGAUGCUGUAUUGUUACUACGGAGAAGCCGCGGACGAUCUUUUGCUGCAGAAGUUGACGGUUUCCUUAGGCUCAAAAGGAGAUGGUUACUACAAGAAGACGAGUUACUUGACGUGGACCUUCAUGAUCGGAUACGGUACCCCACCGGAGGAGAGCUUUUCUUCUCUAGUCAUUAUGAUUAUCUCGAUUGGCCUCGGUCUCCCUUUGCUCAUUAUGAUCAUCACUGGCCUGUAUCUCUGUAUUCGCAGAAUGCCGAAACGACAUGGCAACGCUUAUUUAAAUCGAUGAACUUUCUGCCCGCGUGCCAUGUAAUUUCGUCGUAUGUACGCGUGUACGUUUAGGUACAUCGCUACUACACUCAAUCUAUUGUUCUUCACAAAGAGAUAUAUUCCUAUAUUUAUACAACACAUAUAUUAUAUAGAUAUAUAUUUUUACACGACAAUUAGCUCGGAUCUGAUAUCAGUGUGAUAUAAGCGUGAGUGAUAAUUUGUUCUCUCAUAAUGUAUUUGACGUUUAGCAAGAUGUUAGUGUAGUCCUCUCUCGUUCUCUGUUUUACUGUUUCACGAGGAUGUUGUUUGUUGACACUUGAUAAAUAAAAGUAUACAAGCAAUCACAUUGUUUUUAAAUAUGUUAUGAGAGAACGGCAUGUUAAACUUGUGCAACGAAUGAUUGAACUUUUCUAGGUAAUUUGUAAUUGAACGAUGAUUUGUAUGCACGAUUUACGAAAUAUAUCCUAUAAUAAAUAAGUUGUACUACAUUUUGUAUAGAGAUUUCACGAUAUUUUCAUUUCCUAUAUUUAAUGUUAAAGUAUUAGUAUAUAUUGCGAUGAUACAUUUAGUUACAUUUUCUGUGUAUUCACAUAUUUUAAUAUAUUUCAUUAAUAUACGAAAA
Monomorium pharaonis (pharaoh ant) is the source of this 1955-nucleotide messenger RNA. Its product is annotated as glycosylated lysosomal membrane protein A. The transcript has 6 exons. Gene Ontology annotation, cellular component: lysosome. The record is from RefSeq and is a predicted model, not a curated record. The coding region runs from base 120 to 1352 and encodes 410 amino acids. NCBI's taxonomy places the organism in Eukaryota, Metazoa, Arthropoda, Insecta, Hymenoptera, Formicidae.